UUCAUUUAUACUUGGCAUGGUUUGUUAUCCUUUCAUGUCAUGUGUGAACACACUCAAUUCUUUAUUAAUGAGACUAAUGACAGAUUUUUUGAGCAUAAUCACAAAUACUCUUACCUGCACAUUACCUAUCAAAAGAUCCAAAUAAUCAAUACUCUUGAUGACCCUUGAUUCCUCCACCAGCUUUUCUCUUUGAGUAACUUUUCAACAACCAAAUUUCUACACUAGGUCAAGCUAACUCUUAUUCUGCUUUAUCAAGUAAAUUUUCUACCACAGGGAAGGUCACUUUUUUGUUCUGUUUAGCACCCCCAUCCAUUCCCUAAACACCAGAAAAAAAAAAUGGUAAAAACUAGGCACCAUAUCUUCCUUCACCAUGUGUUUGGUAUGGUCUAGGCCAAAAAGAAAAAUGGGGCAUCAUAAAUUGAACCAGUGUCCUUAUAUGAUCAGAAUUAAGGUAGUCUCCUCAAUUCAUUUUUAUCAUAUCAGAUCCUUUCUAGGGACGGGAAAACUGUUACUUCUUCCUAGACACAAUAAAGGAGCGCUCAAAACCACAUUUUUUUUCUUCUUUGCAUUUACCAAUCCUUAAAUGCUGAACCAGAGGUCAGAGCAGACCCAUUUAAUGGCCUUGUACGCAUAGGUGGAAGUGCCUUUUUUAUCUACCUAUACACUUUCUCUAGUCUGUCCUAGAAACCUUAAGUUUUCACUACUUGGCACGCUGUGCAGCAUUGCAGCUAAUUAAGCACCACCAUCACUAUCUUAUAAGGGGGGGAAAUAACAACUUGUGUUGUGUCUAUAUAUAAUAAGUAGUGAGGGGGUUAAGGUUGGUGUUCUCAUCCAUAGUUCUCACUGGUUUUCUCUCUAGGUGGAUUUGAGGAACUCUUUUAUAUUGAACUGUGUUUCUUGUUUCUGAGUGCUGAUUUUGGAGGAGAAAUGAGUAGUUAUUUGGGUGUAGGUGUUAGUCCUGGGAAUGUCCCAGUUUACCACAGCACAAAUGUGAAAGUGUUAGAUAGGAAGAUCAAGAUAACAGAAUUGGUGUUGAGGUGUGUGAUCCUUGGUUUAGGGGUUCUUGCAGCUGUUCUUGUGGGGACUGAUUCCGAAGUCAAGGAGUUUUUCUCAUUUCAGAAGGAAGCUAAAUUUACAGACAUGAAGUCUUUGGUGUUCCUGGUGGUUGCAAAUGGGUUAGCUGCUGGCUACUCCUUAAUCCAAGGGUUGCGCUGUAUCCUUAGUAUGAUCAGGGGAAGAGUACUCUUCAGCAAGCCCCUAGCUUGGGCCAUUUUUUCUGGUGAUCAGGUAAUGGCCUAUGUAACAGUGGUGGCAUUGGCGGCGGCAGGGCAAUCGGGUAUGAUUGCAAGGGUUGGCCAGCCAGAACUGCAAUGGAUGAAGAUAUGCAACAUGUAUGGGAAAUUCUGCAACCAAGUGGGAGAAGGGAUAGCUAGUGCUUUUGUGGCUAGCCUUAGCAUGGUGGUCAUGUCUUGUAUUUCUGCUUUCAGCCUCUUCCGUUUGUAUGGUGGUAACAAAACCAAAAAUGUGCAUUGGUAGGUUAGAAACUACUACCAGUGGUUCAAGGUUCUUCUUGUAUAUGUAGUAGUGAAUGAUUAUGGUAAUAUCUAUUGCAAUGAUCACUUAAUAAUUGAUGGCAGUAAUAUAAAGUUUAGGUUCUUUGAUAAAUUUA
Molecule: messenger RNA, 1669 nt
Organism: Glycine soja
Lineage: Eukaryota; Viridiplantae; Streptophyta; Magnoliopsida; Fabales; Fabaceae
Product: CASP-like protein 2B1
Exons: 3
Coding region: 928-1536 (202 amino acids)
Source: RefSeq, a predicted model, not a curated record